AUGAGCUAUCAGCAGCUUCAACAUAUAGGAAUUAUUGGUGCAGGGGCGUCAGGACUCUCUUCAGCAAAAGCUCUUAUUGCGGAAAAAUGCUUCCAAUCUAUUGAGAUACUCGAGCAACGGAUGGAGACGGGAGGAGUUUGGAACUACACCAGAGAGACUGCCAAUGUAUCAGUUCCUUCUACUGAUCCUAGUAUUGUCGAGGAGGCGGUAAUCAGCGCGGGAAAGCCUGUGUUUAUCUCGGCAAUGUACGACGACUUGGAAACCAAUAUUCCCAAGCAGUUGAUGAAUUUUGAUACGCACCCAUUUCCCGCCAACUUGCCUCUAUUUCCUCCUCAUACCGCUGUGAAGGAAUACAUCGAAGAAUAUGGCAAGGACGUCCAGCACCUUAUCACUUUCAACGCUAAAGUGGUAGAUUGUCGAAAGAAAGGAACGAAAUGGGAAGUUUUGGUAAACGAUCCACAGACUGGUCAAUUACAAGGAAAGCGUUAUUAUGACGCUAUAAUCAUAACUGUAGGACAUUAUAACAUUCCUUAUAUACCAUCUGUGCCCGGCCUAGAUGAAUGGACAAAGGCAUAUCCAGGUUCAAUUUCGCAUUCGAAGAAUUUUAGGAAGGCCAACUCUUAUAUUGGGAAGAAAGUAGUUAUAGUAGGAAACUCUGCAAGCGGUCUCGACAUAGCUGCUCAGAUAAGUCGAUUUAGCCAGUCUCCCAUCCUUCAAUCAUGCCGGGGGGAGUCAGGUCUCUUUGCGGGUGACACUCAAGAUGCGAUUUGCAAGUUACCAGAGAUCCAGUCUUUCUCAAUUCCCGAGAGAUCUGUAGAAUUCUGCGACGGGAGAAUAGAAAAAAAUGUGGACCAUAUAUUAUAUUGCACGGGAUAUCUUCAUUCACUUCCUUUCCUCUCAUCACUAAACGAAACAAAGGACCCACUAAUAGUGAAUGGAUCCCGUGUUCAUAAUCUAUACCAGCAUAUUUUUUACAUCCCAGACCCAACACUUAGUAUUAUCGGGCUCCCAGUAAAGGUGAUCCCCUUUCAACUAGCUCAGGCAGCAGCAGCAUUAGUUGCAAGAGUUUGGGCCAGUCGGAUUAUCCUACCUUCUAUGGCUGAAAUGAAACACUGGGAGCUGCGGGAGAUUGCCGAAAAGGGAGAUGGAAAACAUUUUCAUUACAUGGACUUUCCCAGAGAUGCGGACUACCUCGAUCUUUUAGGAUACAUGUGUCAACAAGCCAAAGGCGAAGGAAAUACCGAGAUUGGAUUUAAGGCGCCAAAGUGGGGAGAAAGGGAAAGAUGGGUUAGAGCUAGAACCCAUCGAAUUAAAAACGCCUAUCUGGAGAGGAAAAAGCAAGGUGUAGUUGUGCGCAAGUUGGAGGAAUUAGGGUUCGACUUUGAGAAAGGGAUCGAUGGGUAUGAAAGAUCUGAGUCUCACCGAGUAGGGAAACUUUAG
Molecule: messenger RNA, 1440 nt
Organism: Morchella importuna
Lineage: Eukaryota; Fungi; Ascomycota; Pezizomycetes; Pezizales; Morchellaceae
Exons: 4
Coding region: 1-1440 (479 amino acids)
Molecular function (GO): N,N-dimethylaniline monooxygenase activity; NADP binding; flavin adenine dinucleotide binding
Source: RefSeq, a predicted model, not a curated record